AUGGACAAGGUCAUUGAAAAGGUCUCUGGGAAGGAGUGGCAUUACGAGGCUUUGUCUUUGCCCCAGGUCGGUCACAUGCCCGCCUCCGACAUAGCCGAGCCGAUCACUAUAGAACAAUUCCUCCAAGCUGCUUGCCGCAGAUGCGACCAUGUCAAGAGCACAACCCUCCUCUUCGAUGUACAUUUCAAGGUGGCCGAGUUCGGUGGCCUUGCCCGUGUCGGCGAGCUCAUACAACAAGGUGAACUUGAUCAUCUGCCUCUUCCCCUUUGUCUCGGUGGCAAACUUCCUCCAAGUGCGAAGAUGGGUGCCGUGAUUCAGAACCUAGAGGACGGGACAAUGAAUGUGGUGAAGAUUCUUCACUUCCCAGACAAGGUCUGUGUCGCUCAUGUCUCCAAGCUUUGCACUGGAAAUGCCUAUGUUCCUGUCUUCCGGCAAGGACCGUGGGCUGUCAAGAAAGCGGUGCAGCACUUGUUGCAACGCCUUCAUGGAUUCCGCAUCAUGUGGAAUCAGGUGUCAGAGAAACAGCCAAGCAUGCGGAAGACACAGUCGGCACAGUGGGCCCCGGAAGAUGAGGAGCUUCGGAAGGGCAUCGACUUCAUAAAUUCACUGGCACCAGAAGGUGAUGCUUUAAAUGAGCAAACCUUUUGGAUCCUUUCGUCCAUCCGCGAGCAGCCGGGCACUCCAAUAGAGGGUUGGCCAGAGUCCAAGGUUCGGAACAUGGCCCAGAACAAGAGCCGUGGGCUCGCUGGCGCACAGCCACUGUCGCACUACCCUCUGCACACGUACAGCAUGAAAGACUUCAUGUCUACUGUGUUGCUGCCGCUGAUAUAUCCUCUUCUUGUCGUUCAUGGUAUCAUCAUGGUGGGUUGGCCUGGGGUGGGGAAGACCCCGGCCUUGAUAUGCAUGAUUGUGGCUAUUGGCAGGUACCACAUCCGAAAACUUGGUCUGAACACCCAGCCGAGCUGGAGAAGGGCCAAGGCCUUAGACAAUUUCCGACAUCGCAUUCCCCAGCUCUACGAGGGAGUUUUUCUCGACGACCCGAGUCGUGA
This is a messenger RNA of Symbiodinium necroappetens, 1049 nucleotides long. NCBI's taxonomy places the organism in Eukaryota, Dinophyceae, Suessiales, Symbiodiniaceae. The record is from the annotation of a GenBank genome assembly.